UAGCCGCCAUUGUACGAAUAUCGAGUGAUGAGUGGUUUGUCGCGCCUUAUUUACAUAUAUCUCGUUUUUGUAUAUUAAUAAUGAGAUAAAAUGUCCGGACCUCUGCAAUUCAGCUUGUCGAACACCUGAAGCGCGUCGACGAUAAGACGGUGAUAGGAGCUGCACCAAUGUUACGAAGGUAACCUCUUCGCGGACGAUCGGUAGAGACCAACUGCUAGCUACAAUAGCACAGGUAUUUGUGUGUUUUUGGCUCGAACAAACAUCUCACCAGCAGUAUUCGAAUAUGGAAGUAUCCGGUACCUCAAAACGGAUCGCUCGAAGUGGUAAUUGUAGACAGGAUCCUCAUUGAGUGCGUGUAUUGUAGGUGAACGAUGAGUAAACGACGAAGAACCAGCUCUAUCACGAGCAAGGGACAGGAGGAUGACUCGUUGGACAGCUUGGAAGCUUCCACCAGCAGUGGUCCUACUAUGAGGAAGAGGAAAAGACAUCAAGAUCCAGUGGAGUUGAUUCAACAGCUGUAUGAUGUAGUAAGAAACCACAAAAAGAAAGAUGGUUCGUUGCUUUGUGACACCUUCAUUCGUAUUCCAAAAAGAAGACAGGAGCCUGGAUACUAUGAAGUGGUCAGCAACCCAAUAGACCUGCUCAGAGUGCAGCAAAAACUCAGAACGGACGAGUAUGAAAAUAUAGAGGAGUUGCAGAAUGACAUUGAGUUACUUGUCAAUAACACAAAGUCCUUCUAUAAGAGGACCUCUCAGGAGCACAAGGAUGCGACUGAGCUGUGGGAUCUGUUCAUAUCCACCAAAAACAAGUUGCGUAGUGCAGAGGAGGAAAAUAAAAAAGGAUCCAAUAACAAGCAAUCUCAGCAACAGCUACCAGCUACAAGAAAUUCUCGUCGUAGUGGCGUUAUAAAAAGUGAUCAGAAAAAUCAUCAAAAUCAUGACACGCACGAUGACGAUGAAGACGAGGAUGAAGAGGAUGAGAAACCGUUAGAAAACAAGAAAGAACCUAGCACCCCCGCCAAAAAGAGCGGCAAAAAACGUACUCCGUUCGAAGAGCUCUACACAGCUGUGAUGUCCGCCAAAGACGAGCAUCACAAACCGCUUCAUCAUCCGUUCAAGUUGCUUCCCUCCAAGAAGGAGUAUCCAGAGUACUAUGAGGUCGUCGAACAACCCAUCGAUUUGAAGAUGAUACUGGCUAAAGUUCAUGGGAACAAGUACAAUCACUUGGUGGAGAUGGAGCGGGACUUGUUGCUGAUGUGCAAGAAUACGUGUCUCUUCAACGAGCCGGGGAGUAAUAUUUAUAAGCAGGCUAAGGCGCUUAGGAAGUUCGUCCAGAUAAAACGUCUCGAGAUCGACCCGACAGGCCCGAUAAUCGGCCAGCCCCUCUUACCGCACCAUCAGAAAAUGCUCGGCCUUUCGCCGUCAGGCAACAAGACCACUCCGGCGCCAAGCAGCGGUAGAAGCAGCAGAUCACGGCCUGCGGGAUUGUCGCAAACCACCCCCGGUAGACGGACGCCCACGUCGCCGGCUACGAAGUCUACUAGAGGAAGUACGCCUGUUACCGCUGAGGAUACACCGUCAACGCCUGUUAACACUCACAGUAAUCGUCGAUCGGGUGCUGUCAACACACCAUCAUUAUCCACUCCUCAUCCGCCUACGACGAAUUCGACAUCUUUUUCAACACCUUCACCUGCUUCUUCGGUGGGGCGGUCGCCGCAACUGCAGCAUCUCGGACAGGGGGUGUUCGCCCCAUCUCCACAGAAUGCUGAAGAUCCCCAGUGGAGGCUAUUCGAUACUGUGCAGACUGUUACCGGUAGCAAUGGGGUACCUCUAUCGGUUCCGUUUUGGAAGCUGCCGUCAAGGAAGACGUAUCCGGACUAUUACAAGGAAAUAAAGAACCCCAUGUCUCUAGGCCAGAUCAAGAGGAAACUGAUGAAUAAAGGAUACGGCAAUUUGAGUGAGGUUGCAGGAGACCUAACUAUCAUGUUCGAGAAUGCCAAAAAAUACAACAUACCAUCUUCGAAGUUAUAUAAGGACGCGGUCAAAUUGCAGAAGCUGAUGCAGAUGAAGGUUCAAGAACUACUUGACAUUGAUCAGGAGUUGGUGAGCGGUGCAACCCCAGAAGUAGUGAGACGGAAACCUGGACCUAAACCUAAGACUCCAGGUAGUCCUGAGCAGAAGGCUCCUAGAGGAAGACCGCCAAAGUUACCUUUGAAGCAACGGUUGACAAUCCUUGCCAAGUAUAUGCUUGACUACACGUGCGAAGACGGUCGCAAACCGAUGUUAGCCUUCAUGGAAAAACCCUCGAAGAAAUUGUAUCCGGAAUACUACGAAGUCAUAGCCGAACCGAUCGACUUCCUAGAAAUCGAAGCUAAGAUCAAGGCAGAACAGUACAGCUGCGAAGCAGACCUAGUAAAGGACUUCCGACUAAUGUUCAGUAACUGUCGACAGUUUAACGAGGAAAACUCGCCGAUUUUUGAAGAUGCGAAUCGAUUGGAGAAGUACCUGGACGUGAAGGUGAUCAAGCCGGUGAAGCCACGGUUGGGGCCCGGGCCUGGCAGGCCGCCGGGGAGCUGCAAUCGGUCGCCUGAUGGAACUUUUAGGAGAGCUAAGGAUUCACCUAGAGUGUACAAACCCCGUAAGCUGAUAUGCAACCAAGAACGUUACCUAAAAACCCUAUAUGACACAAUCAAAGACUAUCGGGAACCUAAAGACAAUAGACAACUAUCUUUGAUCUUCAUGAAGCUACCUUCGAAGAUUGACUAUCCUGACUACUACGAGGUGAUCAAGGAACCUAUCGACAUGGAGCGCUUAUCUUUUAAGCUAAAAACGAAUCAGUACGAGACUUUAGACGAUUUGGUGGCGGAUUUUACGCUAAUGUUCGACAACGCGUGCAAGUUCAACGAGCCUGAUUCGCAGAUUUACAAGGACGCGUUAGUGCUGCAGAGCGUCUGCAUGCAGACGAAAGUUCAGCUGAAAAGCGUGGACGAUGACGUAGCGCCUGAUGUUCAAGCUGCUGUUCAGGAUAUCCUUCUGACUCUUUUCACCACCGUGUACAACCACCAGGAUGACGAUGGCAGGUGUUAUUCAGAUUCUAUGGCGGAGUUGCCUGAACACGAGGAAGUCGACGGCAGAAAAGUUCGAGCGCUAUCCUUGGACCUGAUCAAGCGGCGUCUGCAGAAGGGCGUGUACAAACGACUGGACGUGUUCCAAGAGGAUUUUUUCGCGUGCAUGGAGCGUGCGCGUCAACACAGCCGUACGGACUCUCAACUGUUCGAAGAUGCCACCGAGAUGCAGCUGUAUUUUAUAAGUCAGAGAGAUUCACUGUGCAAGAAUGGAGAAUUGCUUUCGUCGACGGCGCUCUCUUAUACUGCUGAAGACCUCAAGGCUAAGGUGGAGCAACUAAGGCAAAGCAAACACCUGAAAGAAUCCCUGGAAGAAGAUGCGAACGAAACCCGCAGCUCCGACGACUCUACCGUUGUGAUGGGCCCUGCGCUUACCAAGGGUGAACCGGCUGAAGGCGCCGAGGGGGGUCCGCCUCCUGCUGAAGGGGGCGAGGAGGGGAAAGCACCUGAGGGGGCAGAAGGAGCACCCGAGAGUGCAGAAGGGACGCCAGAAGCAUCCAAGACCGACACCGAUGCUUCCAAAGAUGCCACAGAUACCAUCAAGUCAAAGGGCAGUGAUCAAACUGAGGAGAUGACUACUUGUAAGGAGGAUGGGGAGAGGACGUUCAAGGUUGGGGAGUUCGUGUAUUUAGAAGCGAAGGAAAAAGGUUGUGAACCGCACAUAGUGUGCAUAGAACGUUUUUUCGAAAAUGCCGGCAAGAAGAUGAUGUACGGAAACUAUUACCUAAGGCCAGCCGAAACUUUCCAUCUGUCGACGAGGAAGUUUUUAGAGAGGGAGGUGUUCAAGUCAGAGAAGCAUGUCACUGUCCCAUUAGAGGAGAUCAAAUCAAAGUGCUGCGUGGUCAAUGUCAAACAGUACUAUCUCAUGAUGCCAGAGGGUUUUGAAGACAAAGACGUUUACGUGUGUGAAUCUCGAUAUUCAGUGCGAAAUCGUAACUUCAAGAAGAUCAAGAUUUACCCUGAAAACCCGACAAUCAAGUUGGUACCUAGAGAAACGCCUUUGGAACCGAAGAGGGUGAUGUCAGUAUUCCGGGAAAGGGUGGAAAAACACAAGGACGAGCUUGCUGAACUUGAGGAACAGGAGCAGCUCAUCCAGAAGGAGAAACCGAAUAUUCCGGUACCAGCGGGUAUGUCAAUAGACGACGGCAAUACGUACUAUGAACAGUUCAACACGAUUUGUUCGGGUGUGGUUAAGACUGGCGACUUUGUGUAUGUUGUGGCUGAGGGAGGAAAGCAGAUCAUUGCUCAAAUUGAUCAUAUCUGGGAGACUAAAGAUGGCAAGUGCUAUUUCCGCGGACCCUGGUUCAUCACCCCCUCGGACAUUCCUCCAACUCCCGGCAAGCUCUUCUACCGCCAAGAGGUCUUCCUGUCGACACUAGAAGAUGUCAACCCCAUUGUCAGUAUUAUUGGCAGGUGCCAUGUGAUGGAGUAUAAUGAUUACAUAAUGUACCGGCCUACGGAGAUCCCAGAGGCGGACGUGUAUAUAUGCACGUCGAUGUACGAUGAGAUCAACAGGCAGAUCAGGAGGUUGUCCCAAGAGGGUUUGCGCAAGUACCAGCACGACCCGGAGGUCGCGCAGGAUGAGCUCUACUUCUUCCCGAGGAUACUCAACCCUCCAAAGAAAUCGAACAAGAACAAAGUGGUAACCGGCUACAUCUUGUACUCGCGCGAGGUGCGCAAACAAGUGGUGCAAAACAACCCGGAGUCGACAUUCGGCGACAUCAGCAGGAUAGUGGGCAGCGAAUGGAAAUCGUUGCCGCAAAGCGAGAAACAGCUGUGGGAGGAACGGGCGAGCAGGUUGAACGAGGAAACGAAAGCGACGAUGAUGAAUGUCGCCGCAGCGGCAGCGGCCGCCGCCGGGGAAGACAGCACGUGCGCUAGCCCGCAGCCGAAUAUGCCGCCUCAAGAUCAGAUAUACGAAUGCCUGUGGGACACCUGCGACUACCAGUUCGAAGACACGAUCGAUCUGAUCGAGCACUGCAUCAAAGACAGGGAUCAACCUAGCCACGUGACGGCGUUCUUCCAGGAGAAUCCCGGUUUGGAAUUUCACUGUCAUUGGCGAAACUGCGCGAGGAACAGAAAGAACCCGCAACCGUUCCCGAAUGCGACAAGGUUGAUCAGGCAUAUCAGGGAUAUGCAUAUCAAUAAGGGGAAUGGGAGGUCGGUGCCGCCUGAUAAGAGAAGCUCGAACUUCAAGCCUUCCAGUAAACCACAACCGGUUAGUCGUCCGACUCCUACUGCUACCCCUAUUCCCAGUGGAAUGGUAAACGGAGGAGGUGCAACGCCUGGGGGCGGAGCUGCUGGAGCGGUACUAACGGCGAAUGCACAGAAAGCUGCGGCUGCUGCGGCCGCAGCGGCUGCUGCUGCCGCGGCCGAACCCAUGUUUAUAUCGGUACCACCUAGGCCGCAAAGGGUACUACAUUCGGAAGCUUACAUAAGGUACAUAGAGGGGCUGCAGGCAGAAUCGAAACACAUAAGUAAUUGGGAGCGACAACUUCAAGCGACUCAAGAGAACACCCCGGCGCCAGAUCCAGAAAAGCUACACCAAGUUGCUACAUGGCUGGGCAACAAAAGGGAUCAACACGAUAAUGUUGUUGCAGCACUGUGGACGCUGCGUAAUCAGCUCCUUAAAGAUACAUUGGGACUUCACAAAACUUGCAAUUAGUACCAUUGGGCACUAUAUUGUAUCUAUGAUUGCAGUAUCAGAGCACACUGAUACAUUUUUGAGGUGCGACGAAAAGUGUUGAUGUGAUAAAUAGAUUCCUAGCACAACUUGUCCAGGGAAGGUCUUAUGGACCUUUGUAUCUCCAAAUGUCGUCUUGGUGUGUCAAUAGCACGCUAUAUUGAAAAUGGAUUUUGAAUUCAUGCUAUAAGCCAUGUCCACCCUUGAUGGAUGUGAGGUAUGCAUAACCUAUGAGUUUGAGUUGGCGAAAAAUAUUUUCGAGUUUUUAGAUAAAAAUCACUAAUUGUGGACAUUUGCAGUAUUUAUUCUCUGUAUAGUGAAAAGUUGCCGAUUCAAAGAUUUUUUUUUUCGUGUUGUGAAUACAGUAAUUCGAGUCUAUACAUAUGAAAGUUCGUUGAGAACAAGCACAAAAGAUGUCAAUAACAAGUUUGAAACACGAAACACCUCCAAAGCGCAUGGAAUAUAAGGUUAUGUUUCACCCACAUCCGAAGCAUGUGACGUCACGUGGACAUUACCUAUAGGGUCUGGUACAAUGUGUAAGCUAUUUCAUGUUAUUUUUCAAUAGGCGUCAGUCGAGAAUAUCCAAUAACUUUACUCUUUAGUAUUGCUAGCAUAUAUGUAUGUACAUUUUGAUAAACUUAAUAAAUAUCCUGGCUGAUUCUAAUGGAAUAAGUACACUUCUGACAGGUUCUAAGUGGUACCAGACCAUAAACUGUGAUAACUUUAAUGCUAUAGCAAAGAAGCAAAUUGGUCUAAUCAUAUUGGCAAAUUUCUCCGAAAUACUUGUGAAGUUCGGUUUUAUUGGUGCAAGAUGUUCAAGGGGGUAUUUGAAACAUGGACGCAUAAAAUGGAUAAACAAAUUUUUGUGGGAAAACUUUUAAUUUGAAAACAAAAAAUGAGACGUGUUUUUUGGGAUUCAAUCGAAACUGUUGACAGGAAUGAAAAAACUUUUCAUAUAAGAUUUUUAGGUAUUUAUGAGACCUACAAAAUGAUACCACACGUAAAAAGAUCCGACUAAUAGCAAAAAUGUUAUGGCCGAAAAACGAGGCAAAAUGCAGGUUUUGGCAUUUGUUGGUAAUGCGACGAUAAUGUCACGCAACUACUUGAAAUUCUUCAAAUCCAUCCUUCUAAAUAAGAACCAUAAAAUUGGAGUAGUUUAUCCCAAAACACCUGUUUUCCGGCCAUCACUACUAGUUUAUUGAGUAAUAUAGAGGAUUCGUUCAAAGAGCAUUUAAUAGCAAAAUACACUAGUUUACCUUGCCGAUAUAAAUCACAAACCAUUCCGAAAGAUAAAUGUUACUUUUAUGCGAAAAAAAAGGUUACGUUUUUUUCUUCUAAACAAAAUCAAAAAUUCCGUCUUUGUGAGAAAUUGAACAAAUGCGCUAUGAUAUUCGAAAAACAUACAUUACUAUACACAUUUUAAAACAAAGCGGAUGUGUCUAUCAUCUUUUGUUGCAAAUUACUCACAAAUACGAAGUGAUUGAAUUUGUUUAGACGAAAAAACGUAACCCAUCCUUUUUUGCAUAAAAACAACAUUUAUCUUCCAGAACGGUUUGCGAUUCGUAUCGGCAAGGUAAACUAAUGUAUUUUACUAUAAAAUGCCCUUUGAACUAGCCCUGUAUAUUGCUCAAUAAACUAGUAGUGAUGGCCCGAAACCGUGUUUUGGUGUAAACAAUUAGAAAUUCUCAAAAACUACUUGACCAAUCUACUCCAAUUUUGUUGUGGUUAUUUAGAAGCACGAAUCCUACAAAUUUGAAGAAUUUCAAAUAUCUACGAGAAACCCUCGUUGCAUUACCAACAAGUGCCAAAACCUGCAGUUUGCGUCGGUUUCGGCCAUAACUUUUUUGCUAUUAGUCGGAUCUUUUUACGUGUGGUCUCAUAAAUACCUAAAAAUUAUAUAUGAAAAGUUUUUUCAUUCUUCAUUGUCGAAUAAAAGGUUUUCCCGCAAGAAUUACUAUACCAACUUUGCAGCAAUAAAACCAGACCUAACAAUUAUUUCGCAAACCAGGGGUAUUUUCGUAUAAUAUGAUUAGACUAAAUGGACAUUUUUGUCCCAAUGUGGAAGUGGAUUAUAGUAUAGAAGGUUUGAACUUCGACACGAUAAAAGAUGAAAGUUGCUUAAAGCAACAUCGCUAUACUUACAAGAGACUCGUAACAAAAUGGAGAUGACUUUCAUUUUAGCACCUGAACAAAUUGACUUACAUUCAAUAUGGCGUGCUACUAAAAAUCAGUUUCAUGAUCUUGGAAACUCGAUUGUUUUGAGGCAUGUCUAAAUGAUAACAAGACUUUGCAAACUGGUCUCAGAUGUGUCAGACUUGUAGGCACGAUAACUGAAAAACCUCAAUAAUACAUAGGGGUACAAACGAGAAGUAAUUCAAAGGUUAUCUAAUAUGCAUCUCAUAUUGUAAUUUUGAAAAUGAUCUCCACCUUCCAUCUCAUAAAAAAUCACUAGGUUUGAGAUAAUUUGAUUUUGGAAGUAGAGACCAUUCAGCUUUGCUUCAAUUGUUUACAGCAAAGGUCUGUAAACUAAAUAAACUGUUCUCUCUUCCCUUACAUACCAGACUACAUUGAAAACUUGUGCCAAAAAUAAUUUUUGAAUUCACUUUGUGAUUUGCCAACGUUUUGUAUUCACUGGCUAUGUAAAUAUAUCAUCCACAUUUGCAAUUAUUUUAUUGGAAUAAUACCAUAUGUACAAUUAUCCCACUUUCAAUUAUCAGUAAACAUAAUACAUAAUAGGUUUAAGCUGAGAGUGUUUUUAUAUUGCUAUGAGGUUUUUAGUUGUAUAUUUGAUCCAAUGGGUGGUCAAAGCACAUUUGACUUUUGGAUGCAAGUUUUCAAUCUCGUGUAGUAUACCCUUUAAUUUUCGUUAAGGGAGCUUUGUUAAGGUGUAUUUAUUAUGUAUCGCAUUAUCUUGUAUGAUUUUUUAAUUUUAUAGGAACAUAUAAAAUAGGAAUCAUUUUUGUUUUAUAUUUUGUAAAAAUAAAUACUUUACAAGAGAAA
This is a messenger RNA of Acanthoscelides obtectus, 8807 nucleotides long. The record is from the annotation of a GenBank genome assembly. Lineage: Eukaryota; Metazoa; Arthropoda; Insecta; Coleoptera; Chrysomelidae.